This is a messenger RNA of Psylliodes chrysocephalus, 1116 nucleotides long. The record is from the annotation of a GenBank genome assembly. NCBI's taxonomy places the organism in Eukaryota, Metazoa, Arthropoda, Insecta, Coleoptera, Chrysomelidae.
AUGUGUUUAGUUCUCCUGAAGAUGAUCGGUGGCAUAUACCGAUUGAAACAUUGUAAAGUUCUGAAUUUUUUUCCUGUUCCUGUAGAAGAAGAAUGCAAUGCGAAUGAUGGUCGACGCAAGGGCAUUUGUAUGAACACAUACGAAUGUAGAAUGGAGGGCGGAAAAUCAUACGGAUUUUGUGCCCAUGGAUUUGGGGUGUGCUGCGUAUUCACCUCUACUUGCAAUCAAGAAAUCAAAAACAAUUUGACGUAUUUCGUAAGCCCAGACUUCCCAGAUCUGACCAAAGGAAUGACAUCAUGCUUACUGACAGUUAGGAAAGUCCAUGAUGAAAUCGCUCAACUCAGAUUUGAUUUCAUACAUUUUAAUUUGGGUCAACCAAACAGACAGACUGGGGUUUGCGAAGAGGACAUUUUUCUAUUAACAGCUGGCACAAAUAGUGGGGACAUCAUUUUGUGUGGUUUUAACAGCGGACAACAUGUUUAUUUUGAUGUCGAUAAUACAAAUGACCACAUAACAAUCAGCAUAAACAUGAGUAGAAAAGCUGUAACUAGACUUUGGGAAAUAAGAAUUACCCAAGUACCAUUUUCUCAAAGAGCUCCGGCUGGUUGCUUACAAUAUUUUGAAGGUACAACAGGGAUAAUCCAAACAAUGAAUUUCGCUGAUAACGGAAGACAUCUUGCCAAUCAAGAUUACAAUAUUUGUAUACGUCAAGAAGAAGAGAUGUGUAGCAUAAGUUACGAACCAUGCCACGAAAAUGCUUUCAGAAUCAGUCCUAAUACAGAUGAUGAUGAUGAUAACACUAUCGAUGGUUCUGGAGAUAGCGGUAAUAUCGUCGAAGAUCGGCAGAUGGAAGUGUGUAAUGAUAGAAUUACAGUCCCUUGUGAAUCUGAUGAUUUAUUAUUAAUUUCUGAAGAUGAAGAAAUGAUUCAAGGAAUUUGUGACGUGAUCCACUGCGGUCCUAGUCUUUGUCCCAUGGAAGAAGGACCCUGUCGAAUUGAAAGUAAUAUCAGUCCAUUUGUUAUUGGAGUCCACUUUGGUGACAAUUUGAGGGAAGUAUCACCAGAAGAUAAUUUAGGAAUGUGUCUAAAUUAUGAACAACUUCCUUGUAAUGUUUAG